AUGGCGAAAUUCGCCGGUAAGCCUUCCAAUGGUAUUAAAGAUUCCGUUCUACUUGGCAGUCACCGAUUUCUUAAUAUAUACCAUGAAUUUUCCGAACAUUUUGUUCUUAUUGAUAUUCCGCCAUCCGUGGCCCGAUCCGGUUUGUGGAAUAAUGGGAUUCAUGACUUCUUUCUACGCAAGCUUAAACAUGAUACUACAUUUAAUGAUAUCAAUUACAACAAUUUCUCAUUAGGUGCAUAUGAUUGGAAGUUUUUGUCAAUCUUAUUCUCAGCUUCGAUGGUGUUUGCGAUAAUCCCAACGGAUAAUUAUGGAGUGGACGUAUGGUGGUGUUCUAUCUUGCAUGAAAGAAAUUCAAAAGCGGCUUAUCUGGCUAUAAUCAUCACUAUUAGUAUUGUCAUCAUAAAUUCUUAUUGCUAUGUUAGUGUCAUGCGACAAAUUCAUGUGAUUGAAGACUCUUUGAAUCGUAAAUGCGAUACGGACGUGUGGACUUUUAUAUUGUAUGGGGUAUCAAUGAACUUUGGAGGAAUAUUAAAUGGUUUGCAAUAUUACAUGGUUGAAGGUUGGCCUUCAAAACAAAAUCCAACGCUACCGCGUGUUAAGCAUGAUUUACACGACGAUCAACAACCCAUCAUGCUUGUUGUACAAGAUUCUCCCACUUCUAUAAUAUCUCAUUCAAUAUAUGUAAAACGAUGA
Funneliformis mosseae is the source of this 693-nucleotide messenger RNA. NCBI's taxonomy places the organism in Eukaryota, Fungi, Glomeromycota, Glomeromycetes, Glomerales, Glomeraceae. The record is from the annotation of a GenBank genome assembly.